AUGUCGUCUUUGGAUCCACCACCUUCACCGCCACCUCCACCUGCAAUACCGAAAUCCAUACCUGAAUUUGAACGCUCGAACUCUUCGAAUCUACCUUCGACAGUGCAGCGUCAUGAAGUUUAUACCCCGGCGUAUUCUCAUCCGCCAUUUCAUACCCAUGCUUUCUUCAAGGUUUUGGAGGGUACAUUCCCGACGUCUAUUGCACGGAGUCUCAUGCGGGCCACACGCGCGUUGCUCGUUGACCGGAUCGGAAAAGUUCGGAGAGAAGGAUUAACUCAUAAGGAUUUGGAUAAUCAAGCAUAUUUGUUUCGUGCCGCGUUGUCAGAGCUUCGUUCAGGAAUGACUCUGAAUACGAAAAAUGACUCUGCCACAGUGCAAUCUGCCACGACCGCACUUCGGCGAGAGGUUGACAGGCUUGAUGUAAAGAUGAAGGAAGACAUUACAACACUCAAACAUGAGAUACAGAUUGACCUUGACAAUCGUAAGAAUGAAGUCAAGGACGAGUUCGCUCGUAAAGAUAUCAUUAUCGAGGAAUUGUUGAACAAAUCCAUCGUCAGCAUCAGUGAUCUCAGAACCGACGUUGAGGAAGUGAAAUGGGAUAACAUGAGGCGGGCUGUUGGCGGGCUGUUCACAUUCGCGACUGCCGUAGUCAUCGGCAUGGAGUUGCGCCCGAAACCUCCUCCACCAUCCCCUCCAGUUGUUCCGACGCCUAUAACGCGUGCUGACCUGGCACCGACUACAGCGGACGCGUUGGAAAAGAUGGAAUGGGUCACAUAG
Molecule: messenger RNA, 777 nt
Organism: Lentinula edodes (shiitake mushroom)
Lineage: Eukaryota; Fungi; Basidiomycota; Agaricomycetes; Agaricales; Omphalotaceae
Exons: 5
Coding region: 1-777 (258 amino acids)
Cellular component (GO): mitochondrion
Source: RefSeq, a predicted model, not a curated record